Messenger RNA from Rhipicephalus microplus (southern cattle tick), 5431 nucleotides. Its product is annotated as tudor domain-containing 6-like. The record is from RefSeq and is a predicted model, not a curated record. Lineage: Eukaryota; Metazoa; Arthropoda; Arachnida; Ixodida; Ixodidae. Gene Ontology annotation, molecular function: RNA binding.
UCGGUUGUGCUGUCGAACGCCACGCUUGUUUCGAAGUAGACUGCAUGCGUUUCUACGAGCGCAAGUACGCUUUUGCGGGAACUCUUUGUGGUGCGUAAUGUCCGACGAUUUGAGUACUUUGGACGGUUGGGAUCCACUGAGUGAGGAGUAUUUCUCCGUCUCGUUCAACAGUUACAACCAAGGCCCGGGUGCCAACCUUCCACUUGAGUGUUUGCCAGCGUUUUCUGAACAGGCCGAGCUUACCAGAUCAAGAACAGUGUGUGUCAAAAAUUUACCUGUGGAGGUAACAGAGACUGGCCUUAGGAAUUUGUUUUCUGCCUGUGGAAAAGUGCUCGGUGUCCAGAAGCUCCAGCCGAGGCCAGAGUACCCAGACAAGACAGUCGGGUUCGUGGACUUUCGAACAACAAAAGAAGCCCUUGCUGCCAUCGCAAAGUUCCACGGGAAACCCCCAUUUCAUUUCAAAGUGAAUAUUGCCAGUAUGUCACUCUCAGACCGAUUUAGGUUUGACAAUAAGAAGAAGGAAGAACUGGAUGAUGUGCGUCGGAGGAUCGAGGAAAGAUACGGUGUGUCUACACCUGGUGCUGGAAGAGACAGCGGGUCUGCAUCGUCACCGUUUCCCCCCGACGAGUUGAGAGAUAUUCGUGUGGAAGUGGGUUCCCUGCCAGGCGAACGGCAUGUCUACAGCCGUAGUCGCAGCAGCAGUGGCUGCAGCAGCCUGGACAGCAGCAGCCUGAGCAGCGGCUCCUCCGAUGAAUCCUCCAAGCCGCACCGAUCGCACAUAGGUGAAGGUGUGUUCAGUGAAGAUAUUCAGGUUGUCAUCACAGGGAACGGCAGUGCAGAACAGACACGCAAGGUGGUUGUCCGGGAAGCAUCCGCACUAUCUGAUCAAAAGUGCGUCUACUGCGGCGAAUACUCCGAAUUCCUGUGCCCCACUUGCAAGGCAUACUACUGCUCACCAGACUGUCAGUUGAAGGACUGGCCUGCACAUAAGGAGAUCUGCCAAAAGAAAGGUUUGCUGCCUACUCCUCCUUCAAAACCAGCAGAGAAGGAUAAGAGUCCGUCGUCACCGAAACGAGGUGUUCAAAGAAACAGCAACGCUCCAGUGAAGGGGAAAGUCGCAACACCGCAACAACAAGUUGCUCCCAAGGGCAACGCACUAUCUGGUGGAGCAAAGGACAGGCCCUUUAGUAAAAGUGGACAGGCUGGCUUUCCCAGGAAACCCCAAGAAAAACCAGCUCCCCACUCGCCAAAUAGGCCUAAAACAAGCCCGCUGAGAUCACAUUCUCCAGUGAGGUCUGCUGUAAAAGAGCAUCCACAAGUGCAUUCUCAAGCUGAUGAGCAACUAAGCACAGGCUACCUGCAGUCACCAACAAUAGUGCCACUUGGAAAGGAUGUUGAGGUGGCCUUCUGCUACGGCUCUAGCCUGUCUGAGUUCUACGUGCAGGACAUCUCUCAGAUGCCAGAGUUGGCACUGCUGCAGGCUAACUUGCAUACAUUAUGUGCUAUUAGUGGAGGCCAUAAGCCCACCCAGGGAGAAACUUGCGCAGCACUCUUUGCCGACGAUGGCCAGUGGUAUCGUGCUAGGGUCACCUCACUGGGCUCCACAUGUACGGUCUACUUCAUCGACUAUGGGAAUGUGGCCGAAGUACCUUGUGAAAGCAUCUGCCGACUUCCUGAUCAAUGCAAGGAAUUGCCACCGCAGGCAGUGCGUUGUAGGCUUCAUGCUGUGCGUCCAGCAUCUGGCUCGGCUGACUGGACUGAAGAAGCGUUUUCCCUACUGGUUUCCAUGAUCAAGGAAGGCACGAUGUUUGCCAAUGUGCAAAAUGUGGCAGAAAGCUUCGUUCAUGAAGUGGAGCUGAAGCCAAAGACAGGUGGACCGAGUUUGAAUGAGCAGCUAGUGGCCAAAGGACUCGCCGAGCGCGUGGUAACAGCUGACCCUGCAGCUGUGCCUACACCCGAGGCUGUGAUCACUCCGGCCGUUGCUGCAGAUACCUGCGGCCUCGUGCUUGCGGCAUCCAGAGUUCUUGAAGUCGAUGCUAAACGUCGUCAAGGCUGGGGACACCCUACCCAUGCAGGUGACCGUAUCUGCCGAAAAUGUGGUAUGGUGCCUCGCCACGAUCCCCGAGGUGGCCAGUCCCUUGAUCGAACUGGAGGAUUCUCUGCAAAAGGAAGGAAUGUGACCUGCGGGGAUUAUGUGGCCUCCCAGUCUUCAGAAGACAAGCGAUGGUACCGAGCCUAUGUGUUCGACAAGACCGCAAAUGGGCACACAGUACGAUACUUGGACUAUGGAAAUGACGAACCCAACACAAACGUCAUCCCACUUGCACCUGAACACAAGGAGGUCCCUGCCGCAGCGGUACUAUUGCUCACCUCAGACCCAACUUCCUUCAGAGUGGGGCAAAUGCUGAAUUUUUGUGUGGAGUCUGCAGAGAAUGGCGAAGUUCGAGGAACGGCUUCCUCAAAAGAAGAUGGAAAAUCGAUGGGCACAUUCUCUCUAGCUCCAUGGCACUCUGGUCUGGACACUAAGGGACCUGUGGCAUCGGCUGCUUCAGAACCCAUGGUGACAGCUGCUUCAGAACCUGUGGUGCCAGCUGCUUUAGAACCCACGUCACCAGCUGCUUCGAAACCCAUGUCACCAGUUGCUUCAAAACCUGCGACUUCUUUGUCUCCACCCGUAUUGCAAGCACAAUCAGUGCUUAGCCUUGUCAAGACUGGUGACAGCCUUCCCAUGCAAGUGAUGGUGUCUGCCCGGAACAUGGUGUGGUGCCUUACCAUGCUUCCCAGCAUUGUAGGCCCUUUGACCCAAGUUGAAGACAGCCUCCAAGGCGAGGGUGACAAAGGAAGUUUGACUAACAAGGUGGAUUGCGGAGAUUUUGUUGCUUCCCGAUCACCGGAAGACAAGCGAUGGUAUCGGGCCUGCGUGACUAAAAAGACUGCUAGUGGACACACAGUGCGAUACAUAGAUUACGGAAAUGAAGAGUCCAACACAGAUAUUUUUCCUCUUCAACCAACACACUUGACAGUGCCUGCUGCUACUGUUCGUGUGCUGACAUCCGACCCCAUGUCAUUCAGAGUUGGACAGCUGCUCAGCUUCGUGGUCGAGUCUGUGGAUGGUGGCGAAGUUCGAGGAACUGUCACGUCAGAGGAUGACGGCAAAGAGAUGGGCACAUGUGCUCUGGCUCCUUGGAACAGUGGUCUUGAUGCCGGAGAACCUGUUGCGUCGCCUUCACCAGCGAAAGCUGCAGCUGCCCCGGCCGCUCCUCAUAAAAAGCUAGAUUUCUCGGUCUCGGGCGAAGCUGGGAAGCGUAUGACUGGCGAGAUGAGGCUUCUGCGCUACGACACGUUGGUGUUGGCUGCAUUGCGGCACAAAGUGCACAGCUAUUUCAUGCGCAAUAAACUGCCCAUGGCCGAGAAGCUACGCAACGGCAUGAUCAACGACCCGGAAAUGGACAUGUCGGCGAUCAGCACUCACACGAUGCAACGAAUGCUGAACGACUUGGGCUGUGGUCAUCGAAGAUGGGCUCUGGAAAACACGUCGUACACGGCGUGCUGGAAGCUCCGCGACAGUGUGGCAAAACCCAGCGCUUCUCCACGGUCUCAACCGCUGCCAAGUCAGCAGGUGGAUGCCAAAGUUCUGCACGUGCCACAGCGGAAACUACCGACGAGCAAGUGCCCCAUGAUACCUGUCUGGAAAACCACAGAGGUACUCUACCUUCACCAGCAGAGCCUGGCUUCAGAUUUGCAGGCCAUGAUGGUGGCACUGAACGCCUGGGUGAAGAGUGAGCGGCCUGAGCCGGAUGUUACCAAAUACUCCAAGGGAGACUAUGUCUGUGCACUCUUCAGUGAGGAUGCCACUUGGUACAGAGGCCAGGUGGUGACUGAGAAGUUACCUGAUGACAAGUACUUGGUACUGUUCAUAGACUUUGGCAACAAUGAGCAGCUACCAGUGUCAUCGCUGCGUCCGCUGCCACCACGAUUUGCAGAGGCACCGUUGUUUGCCUUCAGUGUGGUGCCAGAGAAUGUGCGACCAGCUGACCCACGACUUGCUUCCCUGCUGGAGCAGGAGCCCUUUGCAGUGGUGCAAGUGAACAAGACUCGAUCAGGCGUGCCGAUUGUUCGCCUUGAGCGCAAGGAUGGCACCUGCCUCAAUGACCUCAUUCGUGGUGUUCGCCCCAAGGAGUGUGCAUCACUGGCAGCUGAUGGCCUGGCAGACCAAGCAGAUCCGCAGAAGGCUCCUGAUGAGACCUCAUCACCUACAUAUAUAGCAGAGUGUCCAGUUCCAAAGAGCCCGUUUAAUGCUGUGGUUUGCUAUGUGGAAGGAAACCUUGUGUAUGUUCAGCCACUCAACCGCUGCGCAAGCCUACUAAAGAUUUCACAAGUACUAGGUGACAAGGCUCGGCGAGACCCUGGUUUUAAAUUCAAAAGCUUGCCUGCUAUCAAUGAGUGCACACUGGCACUUUAUUCAGAGGACGAGCAGUGGUACCGUGCCAGGGUGAUUUCAACAGAUGAAGCUGCUUGUACGGUACGGGUUAAGUUUGUUGACUACGGCAACACAGAGAACAUGACUGCCAAGUUGCUGCUGCCAAUGAAAGAGGAACUUGCCAUAGAACCUGCCUGUGCAAUGGCUGUACAACUUGAAGGUGUGCCUGUGCUUUCGCCCCGGGCUAAUGACUUCCUCCCCAAGGAGCCACUCGUAGUGGAACUGGUCAACAAUGCCACGCCACCCCUGGCUCGCCUCACUCAUAACGGGAAGUGCAUCAACGCUGUCGCUGCUCCCAGGGAUGCACCACUGGCACCAAAGAAGGCAUUUGCGGAGAGGCCCUUACCUGUCGGACGCACCAAGGCGGUCAUUACGUAUGUCACCGAUCCUGGCAGGUUGAUCUAUCUGCAGCAGAGCAGCCUGAUUCCUGAAUUGCAGUCCAUGAUGCUGGAGAUCAACGGCUCGGUUCCAGACACACCUGUGACUUCGCCAGUCCUUGGUGAUGCAGUGUGUGCCCGCUAUGCUGCUGACGGACUCUGGUACAGAGCAGCAGUGGUUUCCCUACCUCAGGAUGACAAGUGCAAGGUGUCGUUUGUGGAUUUUGGCAAUGAUGACUUCGUACCAGUUGGUGACAUCAGGCCCCUUGCCGAUCAGUUCAAGACUAUUCCGCUCAUCGCCAACUGUGUUGCACUACAGGGCGUCAAGUCGGUAGGCAAAGAGUGUGCAGAGCACUUGAUCAAUGCUGAGAUUCAGUUUGAAGUUGUGGAUACAUCAAGCCAACCAUGCAAGGUGAAGAUUUAUUUGGAGGAUGAGUGCCUCAACGAACUGAUUGAAUGAAGCUGAGAAAAGUGCAACUCGGAGGACGUUUUAUGUUAUUUUGUGCUUUGUAAUUAGUCCAACAAAAGCUAUCUUUUUCUUUUGCAAAGAGUACAAAUAAACUUUUUGAAGCAA